This is a messenger RNA of Porites evermanni, 11201 nucleotides long. NCBI's taxonomy places the organism in Eukaryota, Metazoa, Cnidaria, Anthozoa, Scleractinia, Poritidae. The record is from the annotation of a GenBank genome assembly.
AUGGCGCGAGGAACCAGCAAAAUUCGUCUUUACGACAGAGACGUUUUUCCUGCAGCAACGGAGGGUCCUGCCAAUGUAUUUUCAAGUACACCAUUUCUUCUAGUGAAGUCCAGGUAAGAAACUAAGUAACAGAAUCGUCAAGCGAUCUUUUCCCGCCAAAAAAGUUGUUGUUUUUGUCGUAACUCUCUCACUACAGUACUUGUCGGAAUGGCGGAUUCAGCUAGACUUCAAAGCUCCUUUAAGUAAGCUAAUGCUUCAAGAAAAGAUUCAAUGUUUUCUUUCUUUAAUCAAAACCGUGACUAAAUCAAGCUUAAUUGUUUCAGUUUUUUUGUAGGUUUUUAUUGGAAGCUGCUAUUGAAAACAGAUCAAAAUGCUUCAAGAAAAUAUUCAAUGUUUUCUUUCUUUAAUCAAAACCGUGACUAAAUCAAGCUUAAUUAUUUCAGUUUUUUGGUUGUUUGCGGGACAAAGGUUAAACUGUCUUAAAAGUUGAUAAGACGGUAAAUUUACCAGUCAAUUCCAUAACCGCCCAUCUCCCCCCCCCCCACCCCACCAGGGCAUACCCCGGGCAUAUGACUAGUGUUUGCUCCGUACAGUGGGGAUACAGAUAGAUCAACAGCAGCACAACAGUGCUUGGAGAGGGAGGGGGCAGGGACAAGCUUCAUUUUCUCCUUUUGAAGUUGGCAAAAAUGUUUCAAAGGCAAAGAUAGGGGUGGAGAAUGGUACCUCGAAAAACGUGGGUCUCGGAAAAUUUUGUGAGGAUCUCGAAAUCUCGGAAGCGUUUAUGAUAAGUCUUGAAGUCUCGUUUUUCAUGGUUUGUUUUUACUUUUUUGAGUCUCGAAACGUUUUAACAAAGAGUCUCGGGCACAGAUUUCUAACUAGGAUCUCGGCGUCUUGGCAAGUCUCAGAUUUUACCAUUUGCCACCCCUAAAGAUGGACACCUAGAAAAUUGUUGUAUCUUCUGGGGAAUUGGUAGUCUGGGUACUAAGUCCCAUGGGAAACUGGCCAGUAAAAUGGGUUAAGGCAAAGAGUGUAAGCUAUGUUUUAUUGUUGUUGAUUGUACCUUCCCCCCAGCUCAAUUAGGUUUUACUGUCUUUAAAGGUGGAUUGCAGAUGAUGCUGCACAGGUCUGCCCUCUUUGUUUGCAGAAGUUCACCCAGAUUCGUAGAAAACACCAUUGUCGUCAGUGUGGCCGAGUCCUUUGUAGCAAGUGCUGUAAUGAGAAGGUAAAUUAGCAGUUGCAUCUUUCCCUUACAAGACACUUUAACCCUUUAAGCCCCAAUAUCCACAUACAAAUUCUCGGAACUGAUCUCUAUACAUUUUCUUAAAGAAUAAGUUGAGAGAAUUUGAUGAAAGAUCAAAGCAUUUUCUGUUAGGUGAUCAAUUUAUUAAUUCUUAUAACCAAAUCACUUGACAAUCAAUAGAUAUGGUUAGGAGAAAAUUGAUCUUGGUCACCAUUGGGACUUAAAGGGUUAAAGGGCUAUGUACGUCCUGCUUAAUUUGCCCCAGCUUUAAGAUGAAUGCCUUACUGAUCACUAGUAAGAUGCGCACUUAGUCACAUUUGCACAGUAUGCAUGCCCACUAAAGAUUGUCUUCAAAUCCUGCCGGCUCAAAGCAAGAAUUUUUGCAUUAAUUUUGUUAAUUGUGCACUCUGCAUGCUCUGAAUGAGUCGCCAUCUUUGACCGAAUUUGUAUCAUGGCAGGGAUGAGGUCUGGUAAUGUUGGGUGGCCCCAGAUGGCUUGGCGACUUGCUUUUGGCCUUGGGUGACUAAUAAAUCUUAGUGUCUGCACACAACUUAUAUGAUGGGGUGUCUGAAUUUCCUAAUUUCAGGGACCCAUUUCUCCAAAGUUCAGGUAACUUUUUGGCCCUGAAAUCAAAUUAAUGUUCAAACCAGAAUCUACAGUUUAUAAUAACGGAAUAAAAGACAAUAUAGUAGUCCUCACCAGUCCUCACAAGUCUGUUAUAGUUAGUUAACUGAUACAUGUAGGCUAGGUUUGUCAUAUUAUCUCCAAAACUGUUGUAACCUUGAACUUGAAUAUAAACGACAAAAGCUUUCCUGGCCCAUAAAUAUCGUGACUUUCAAGAAAUCAUGAUUCCCAGAGCUUUUCAGCUACCAACAAUAAGAGCAUAGCCUUGGUAUGUCAGAAGUGGGAUGCCAACCCACACGUACAUAAGUAUAUGUAGGUGCAUGAUUUCAUUUUUCACGAAAUAAUUUUAAAAUGAUAUCAUUAUUUUUAGGUUCCUCUUCCACAGUUGGGAUUUGAAGAGCCAGAGAGAAUUUGCAACAAUUGUCUUGAAGUCACAUCUCUUGUGACCAAAUCAAGGUCACUCCAGAUGGUGAGGUUAUAUUAAUGAACUUAGUACCCUGGGUGCCAGAUUGGGGGGAAGGAGAGUGGUAUGUUAAUUAUUGUGAGCAAUAUAAGUGCUUUUCUCCAUUGGUGAAAAGAUGCUUUAUGUGUUUUACCAUGACAUUGUACCUUUGUAGUAUUCUUUUGAUUGUAAUUUUAAUGUUAUGCCUUGGUUCUAUCUGGUUUUGCCUGUGAUUUGUUGUUUCCUCUGUCAAUUUGAACUUGAGCCACAGAAAAAACUCCAGAUUGAUCAAUGUGAAAUGUUUCCUUGUUUUUUCCAAAAGAAGCUCUGCUUUGGUUUUGCUUUAUUGUUGUAAUAAUUUUUCCACGCUGUCUGAGUGAAUUUGACAUUUAUUAAGACUGAAGGUCAUUUUAUUUAGGCCUUACUUCCUUUUAUGCUUGUUAGAAGUAAGAACUUAAUGACCCAAUUCCUGGUUACCGGAUGGUUCCUGGUUGGUUGGACAACAAAGAACAAACCACAGCAAACCCCCCAGUUUGAUCUCUUUCUUUAUUGGCAUUAGUUGAUCUUGACUUUGUAUUGAGGUUGUAACAAGAAAUUGUGAGUUGUGAAUUAAUUUUUAUUAGUAAAGAAGACUUUUUGUUUCAAAUAUUGACUAGUUUUUGUACCAUUUCUUCCUAGUCAUUCAAGCUGGAAGCAGCUAAAGGUCUUUCAGAAUUGUGUAAGGACCCUGCCGGACUGACAAAGGUGAAAAAGAGUUGAUUUUCAAUUCUACAGAUAUCUUUGGUGUGACUGAUAGAACUGAAGUUAAUGGUAUUGGCCCAUCAAUUGUUUUGUUAACAUCUACAGUGUAUGGCUGGACUUUGUAUGAAAUACCAUGUGUCUUGUGCUUAUGGUAGAUUUCAUGAAAAAUCUGCAGAGCCCAGUGUUUAUUCCAGCUAUUUUCUAGAGUGGGACAGAUGAUGGAAUUUAGAUAUUCAUGCAACGAAAGCAUACAGUAAUGACUGCAAAUGCAUUCCAAACUCAUUGUCCUUUGGGUGGCAAUCCUUUCGUUUCAGAGGACCUAGAUUUGUCUUUGUGGAUAAUGGGUAUUUAUACAACACUUGUAGCAUGAUAUCACACACUGUUUGGGUUAGUCUCUAACCCCGGUUAGUAACGUCUGGUCUGCAAAGCAGUGCCAAGAUCCUUGUUCCAACCCCCCAGCGGACUCAACAAAUUACCAGAAGUGCAUUUCGAAUUUCCCCUUAACCUGAUCGGCAAAUGGACAAUGGCUUUUCUAACAGGCCCAAUCAUGAUGCAUACUCAAAUCCUGGUACACGAGGGCUCAGAACCACAAUUUCAAUACUGGUUCGCAGACAGACUAGUAACCAGAGGAUGAGUUUUAUCUGUGGCGCAGGCCAUGUGUUGAUAAUCAGUCGACUUUACUUAUCAGGUUGUUGAAAUGGGCGGAGUCCAGACACUGAUAUUUCUCAGUCAAAGUGGAAAUGACGAAGUAAAAGUAAGUUCAUAUAGAUCUACCGGUACUUUAUUUUAUGGUCACUUUUUGGCUCUGUUCACCUGGCAUUGGACAAUAUUUUUCAACCGGUUUCACGAAAAACUGUGUGUUUAGGUGUUCCAUUCACGCUGAAACACUUUAACCACUCAAAAAUUUAGAAGCCUAGUCGUUCUAAUUUCCAUGUGAACAGAACAAAAAUAUGGAAUGGUCCUGUGUGAACGAAGUGUUCUGUCAAAUUUUUCAGCUGCUAAAAAAAUUUGUCCAGUGCCAUGUGAAUGUACCCUUGUUUAACUGCUGGGUUUUAUUUUCAGUUUUACUUGUUAAAAAUUACUGCAAAACCUAACUGAAUGAGACUUGCUAAGGUUGUUGAGAAUGUAGGCUAAAUAUGAAUGCCAUCCAGUGCUGCAUUGAUUAUGAAUGCUGUGCUUACGAUUAUAAAUGGCAACAGCUUCUUGGUGGUUUGUUUUAUCAGAGUUCUGCUGUUACCUUUCUGUUUUUAACCUCAACCUGUGUUGCUUCUAUUGUAGGCUGCAGUUGCUUCAGGACUUCAGAUACUUUCCACUCAUCCCCCACUACAUUCAAUGCUGGCCAAGUGUGGUGGCAUUAAAGCAUUGUGUAGGUAGGAUAUACACUAUGUAUGUGCUGUUUAGUAAAGUUCAAUUCAAUAUUGUCACUGUGAUCAUAAUGAUCCCUGACAAAAGGCCAGAGAUCUCAACCAUUGUGGGGAUUGUGGUGACCAUUAUUGAAAGCAGCCUAGAACUGAAGCCUAGAUCUCUCAGUGGUCAGUUGCAAUGAUCGCUGUGAUUGCUACGAUGGUGGUUCAUAUAGACAUGUUUCCAGUUAACCUUUGUGAUUGCUGAGCUUUUAUUCAGUGUUCCUAGCUACCACAUUAAGUUGUGGAGCUUAUCCCCGUUUCCUUAGCUUGAAGCAUGCUCAGGAGUAUUGCUAUUCAUUCCCGCCUGGGCGGGGUGCUAGUCCAUCGCAUGGUUACCCCCCAGCAGUAUGUCGCCAGUACCCAUUUAUACACCUGGGUGAAGAGAGACAAAGUGGAGUAGAGUUCCUUGUCUAAGGAAACGUGACAGGUGAGGCUCCUGGACCCCCAGAUCAGGAGUUUGAGGUGUUAACCACUCAGCCACAGACGCCUCCAUAGUGUGGUCUAUUCUAAUUUGAUGUCAUUAACUAAUUUUCUGCAGCAUUCUUUCAACUGUCAAUGAGAGUCAGGAGCAGACGCUGAUUUACGGGAUCAGUGCUCUGAUGAUAUUUUGCAAAAGGUCACCUGAACUAAAAGCACAGGGUCAGUAAAAGAGGUGUUCAAGAUUCCUAACACUUAAUGAGUGUAACAAUAGGUUAUAACUUUACCAUAAUCAUUACGUUGCAGGGAUUCCCCCUGAUUACUACAUGACCCCUGGCUACUUUUAUUAAUAGAUAUAGGAUUAAAAGAAACUUCCUACCGAUUCAUUUCCCCAACUAUAUAUGCCGCAAGUUGAAAUUUUAGUGACACUUCUUUUGUUUUACAUCAGACUUGACCAUCUCCUUGUAAAUCAGAGAAUUUUGAGAUAAAGGAUAUGUUUUAAGGUGGACAUAUAAUGGCUUUAUGUUUCGUUUUCAAUUCUUUUGCUUUUUAGACUUACAUUUAAAGGAAAACUAAUCAGGAUGCUUGUUUUCUGUUUUGUAGCAUUAGCAGAUGGUGCUCUAGAUUCAGUUCUAACUGUAUGUGCAAUGAAAGAAGCCUUAGCCCUUCUUGCUUUGAUGACGUUGAGUUACAUUGUUGAACAUCAGGGAAACCUUGCACCCGGCCUUAUAGAGGUCAGCAUUGUUUUUUGCAUUUUGUUCCUUUAAACCUAAUAUCCACAUGUAUACCUGUAUUCUGUGCAUUGUUCUCCAUACAUUUCAUGGAUCAUUAUUCACGUUUCUGAGAAACUGCCCACCUACCCCUCCCCUAAGCCAACAAUUUGUCCUAAGUGAGAAGUAAGUGUUAAUGUUGGCUUAGGGGAGGGGUAGGUGGGAAGUUUCCCAGAAACGUGUGUAAUGAUCUAUGAAAUGCAUGGUGCUGGUUAGGCAAAUUUGUUUAACAAUCCAGACAUUUUUUACUUUGGUGAUCAUUUUCUAUAUACUCAUCACCUUUAUGUGUGGUCUAGCAGUGACAUCCUUGGGAGAAAAUGGGUGCUAGUCAUUCUAAGUUAGUUUAAGGUGUAUAAGGAUGUUGAACAUUAUCAGUAUUGAGUUCAGUAUUGUGAAACAAGGCAGGUUUUUUAAAUUUUCAUUAGUAAUUAACAUAAAAUCAAAUGAGAAGCAAUUUUCUUUUCUGCAGAGUAACAGGAAUGCGCUACCAAGAAUUUUAGCAUUGACAAAGGCACAAGAUGAAAAGGUGCAUUUUAAUGAAACAAUAUAUAAUCCAAACUACAGCUCAUUACUGUUAUUAAAAUAUGAAAAUAUAUAUAUCUAGACUCUUGUUUUAAUUAGUGUCUUCGUGUACAAAAAUUUUGAGUGUCAGGUGUACUGUCUAGGUUCUGCUUGUCUCUUCCUCCAUAACAUCUUAUAACAUCUUACAAAGACAAACAGUAAAAGAAACUGAAUUUUAAACAUCUGCUCUGUUAUGUUUAUUAUGUACUAAUGGUAAUACUGUCGAGCCUCCACAUGCAACCUCCUCCUGUAAGCAACCACCAAACUUUCCGAGUCAAGCCCAACUGUAAAUCCUCUAUUAAGCCCCCCUCUCAAAUAAGCCCCUUCUCUCUAAUGAGCCCCCCUUUUCAGCAGAAGAAAGUUAAUAACCCCGCCCACUAGAGUCUCCGUGAGAGUAGCCUGAUCCUCAGACGUCCGAGGUCAUUCGCGGCUCCUUUGCUUCUCUCAGACAUCCCAGGUCGUUCGCAGCCCCUUCGCUUCCCUCCCUCUACUGUCUGAUAUUCUCUGUGUGCCUAGUCGUGUUCACGACGUCAGAGAAGCAAAGGGGCUGCAAACGACCUCGGACGUCUAAGAAUAAGGCUACCCUGUGAGUUGAUUCUCAGAAAUGACCACCUCUUAUAGGUGACCACUUAGACUUUCAAAAAAGUCCUUCAUGGAAUUUAAUUGGCCUAAAAAAGCUUGCUGCAGUCGCAAAAAUCAUGAGGUCAACUUGUACCAAGUCUAGUGACCACGUAAUCCUUGCAUUUUGGGCGGUGGCUUACAGGAAGUUUGGCUGUAUUAUUGUUUUUAGAUUCAAGAAAUAUCAUUAAGGAUUUUGGCACAGAUGUCUGUGGGAACAGAUUGGCAGAGGCACUGCAUCGUUCAGGUAGAGGCCACGAUGUUUGUGAUUGAUGGUCGGAGUAAAUUUAUGAUAACUUUUUAAAAUUUUUCAUGAAUUUUUGAUGUGAUAGUCUCUGCAUGCUUUCUUUAGGAAGACUUCUCAGCUGGGCGAUGCCUAGUGGAAGCUUUGACAAAGGGACCAAAAAAUCUUCAAGUAUGUCAGUUAUACCACUUGUUUUUAGUAGUUAAUAAUAAUAAUAAUCAAAAAUUUAUAACGUGCCUUUUCCAUGCAAAUAUGAUCAAAAGCGCGUAAUAGUUGGAAAUAUGGCCGGAGAACUCUAAAAUUACAUGACAAGAGGGUUGUCCAGUACCAUAAAUCCUCUAUUAAGUUACUGGGAGGCUUAUUUAUUUCAAGUGUGCUUACGGGGGCUUAAUGGAGAGGGAGAGCUCACUAUUUGACAGGGAGGCUUACUUAAUUUAACAAAGAUGACGAAAUCAAUUUUUCAUAAAAGGGGAGGGGAAGGCUUAAUAGAGAGGGGAGCUUAUUAUCUUUCUUUCCCUGUAAAUGGGGGGGAGCUGAUUAGAUAGGCAGACUUAUUUGAGAGGGAGGAGGGGACUUAAUAGAGAAUUAAUUUUUCAUUUAUGUAACAUUAUUAUAUAUAACCAGUUUCAAUUUGUCUUUCUCAAGGUGCUAGUCAAUGCUUCAUGUCUGAUUGCAAAUCUUGCAACAGGAGACCAAGACCAGGUUUGUUAUGUAUACCAGGCAUAGCAAUUUAGAGACAUGGUAUAAUGUAGCCCUACUAAGUAGUACUUUUUGUGUCAUAAUGUUUAUUAUGCUAUACAAGGUGAUUCUAUUACUUUUGAGUCUGUGGACAAAAUCUUAAAGUUAUACCUAUCAAUGAAUGCUAGUGAGCAACUACUUUCCUGUGGUACUGUUUUUUUUUUUUGUACUGUAAAAGGUGCAUAAUAUGUAGUCACUGCUACUUGUAAAUGUAGUUCUUUGGUGGGACCAUUCAAAUGAAAGCUACUGAGCAGUACGUUUUUGUGGUACAGUUCAUUGAUAAGCUAUUCAAGGUGGUUCUAACUUCUGAGUCUGUGAACAAAAUCCUAAAGUAAGCCAAUGCUAAAGGCAAAGCUCCUGUUAACAUGGAUGUGCAUGCAAUAGCUGGGUUCAGGAGUACUUUCACCUUUCAGUAAAUAUUAAUUUUACUUUGUGAAGUAUUUUUUUGCACUUGAGUAUGAAGUACAUGGAGGAAGUGCUGAUUAUUGUUUUUGUUUUAGAUGUCCCUGCAGGAUUGUUUACAAGCCAUGUGUUCAUUGACCUCAUCACACACAGCACACAAAGAUAUUCAGGUAUCAGAUAUAAUGUACCUUUACAUGGUGAAUUAAAGUGCAAAAUUACUUAGUAACUUGCCAGUUAUAUAAGUGCAAAAUUAAAAAGUCUUCCAAAAAUGACAAAUGUCUAUGUUAUUUAAGUGUAUUAAAAGUCACAUACAAUUUCUCAGGGAAAAGCAACCUUAAGAUAUUGGCUGGUCACUUACCAUUGAGGGAUUUGGACACUUAAUUAACUACAACGACAGUUACAUUAAUAAUAAUUAAUUUCUUUAUAUGUUUAAUGCCCCCAUACAUGUGACAUGCAUGGUACAAAUAUGCCACAAACAUCAGGUAUGAAUCACAGAUAACUGGCUCCCUGAAAACAGGGUAAAACUUAGAUUUUUUUUUUACUUUUUUAUGGAUAUACUCACCCAAAUAAAAAUCUAAUUUAGUUAUUGAUAAUUGCCAUUUGUAUGUUUGUUUAUCUUAUGAUAGAAUUAGUUAUUAAUUGAGUCUUUUCCUUUGAAUCAGUCCUUUUUUCAUAUUUUUGUCCAAGAGCACAGAUCGGGAGAUAAAAAUUAAGAAUAUUCUGCAAUCCCUUAAUUGGUUUUCGUUCCAUUUAACCUGGUACAUUUACCUUUAAUUUAGAGCCAAGAGGGUUUAUGUCACAUUUAAUUUCAGUUAAAAUCUACUAGAAUUACUAUUUAGUAUCAAUUUUUAAUGCUAUUUAUGGGUUCUUUUACAUUAGGAACAUUUUAGUAUUUUAGUAUUUUAGACUUUUAAUUAUUAAUCUUUUCAAUGUACCUCCCAGACCCAUGUAUCCAGAGGACUUGGAAACUUUGCAAAGUUCCAUCAAAAUUCUUCAAUCCUGGUAAGAUUUUACUGGAUAAUUUUAAAAAUUAAAAAUCUCAUUUUUGCCAUGCCUGCCAAAUCUUCCCUAUUAAGUCAUGUUUACACCUGCAGAUUGAAAACUUCAAUCCACUAGCUCACAAAUGUGUAAGAUAACUGUGCUUUUUGAGAAAACUCCAAAGUUCAAAAGCCAACAAAUGUUUUUGUUCUUUACUGCCGUCAAUUAUUUUGUUCACUGUCGCCAUCAAUCAUCUUAGCGGACCUCUAGGGAAACAGACCUUUGCUUCAACAAGUUCAAAAGGUCAUAGUUUGUCAUUUGUAAUUGGUGGAUUUCAAUCCCUUUUGUUAGUUUUCUGUGUUUCGAGGUUAGUUGCCUGUUAUUGUAUUAAAUAACGAUUGACAAGGGCAAAAAAUACAAUAAAAUUAUUGCAAGCUGGCUUUUAAAGUUCAGAGUUCAUGUGUUGUUGAAAAGUGCAGUAAGUAAAAUGAACUGCAUAGAACCAAUGUGAAAUUUCAUGUGAAUGUUUUGUCCCUUCCCUGAAAUCUGAAGCUUAGAACUUCAGAAAUCUUUGGUGGAAAAGGAAUGUCUUUCGAAAAUCCUGGCACUAACAGGAUAAAAAUCUCAUGCCUUGCAUCCAGAGAAAGUGGCAUUUACAUAAUCAUAUGUUGCGGUAUUAAGAAGGUAGUUUGAUUUUUACUAGUCAGUGCCGCAUGCAGACCUUGAGGUAGGGGCCGGCGGGGGGCAGUCAUCCAGACCCUUAGAUAAGUGCCCCCCCCCCCAAUUUUUUUUCGACCUUUCGGGCCUCAGUUUCGUCUUAAAAUUUAGGAGGGACCACCUCCCCUGGAUCCACCACUGCUGGUAUCUAAUUUUUCUCAUUUUUUUUUUCAGAUUGACUAUCUUCCAAGCAUUGUAGAGACACACCUCAAGGUACUUGGUACAAAAUUAGAUACUUUGUUUUCAAGGAUGAGUGGUAGCUCUUUGCUCCAAUGUUAGCAUUAUGUUUGUAUAGUCAACAGAUAAUGCAAUCAAAUGCCACGGACUAAGGACAGUCAUGUAUCUUAUCAGUUAUCAGAAAGAGAGAGCUGUGGAUGUGUUAUUAAGGUAUGGACAUGUGGAUGCUCUUGAUUAAACACACCUGGCCCUGAUUGUUCAAGCAUUGGAUAGCAAUCACCAUUGGAUCCGGCCCAGUGGAUACAUAUUAGGAGAGCCAAUUGUGCCAUCCACUGAAUAGAAAUUUAAUAUCAAAAUAAAUUUAUAGACAUUUAUCCAGUAGAUAACAUUAUCCACCUUUUGAAUAACUGGGGCCAGUUCUUAAACCAAACAACAACAAUUUUUAUAUUAAAAGAGUCAGAGCGAUGAUCAUUUAACAUUUAAAAGCCGUUAAUGUGCUAAAAAAUGUAGUCAAUGUAGAUAUUAUUUAAUUUAAAGGUUCCUAUGUCUCCCUAAUUUUGCUAAGAUAGAAUCGUAAAUGUCUGGAUGGUGUAAAUUACCAAGCUGAACCAAGGUUUUUCUUAUUAUCUUCGAGUAAAUGCCACAUUCUUCUGGUUAGGUGCAGCAUUUAUUGGUAAUUUUGCUUCCAUCUGUGGCAUUUGAUCUUGGGUGGCAUUUAUUCGAGGGUGGUAUUUAAUCGAAUAAAUACGGUAAUCUCGAUCAUGGUCAUAAUUAUUAAUUAUCAUUAAUUAGAUUAAAGGACACAUACAUAUGCAAAUUCAGGCAAUUUGAGGCAAUAAAAGUCACCUUAAAUUUACAUCAGCCCUUUCAUACCAAGUAUUGUUGCAAAUUUUUUUGUGAUACAACUUUUUAAUACCUCAUUUUGAACACAUGCAUUAGAUAUGUACUUGGACCUUGAAAGAUUUCAUGGGCUUAGUCAUGUAUCUUUAUUUUCAUUGCCAUUUUCAGGGAAGGUGCUCAUGAAGUUCUCACAAGUCUUGGCACUUUCAAUGGAAUUGUUGAUGCAGUUGAGACUUGUUUGCUUAAAAUUGUACCCACCCGUAGUGAUUGUACUAUUACAAAGUGA